GAAGCUGCUAGGCGGAAGUAGACGUGCAGAACAGGGCUAGGCGGCGCCAAGUCCACAUCCGGGAGAGGCGAGGAGAGCGGAAGUGGCGUUGGUCUGGCCGGAGCCCUUGGGUGAAAUUGUUAGGCGUGGAGAGGCAGUGAUGUCUUCCAGACUCGGUGCAGUACCCGCCACUCCGGGACCCACAUCUUUUAAGCAGCAGAGGAGCCCGAGGAGCGUGGGCGCCAAGAAUAGCAGGACCCAGUGCUCCAUAAAGGACAAUAGUUUCCAGUAUACUAUCCCUCAUGAUGACUCCUUAAGUGGCUCGUCGUCUGCCUCUUCGUGUGAACCUGUGGGUGAUUUUCCAGCCUCCUUCCGAAAAUCUACCUACUGGAUGAAGAUGAGAAGGAUCAAGCCAGCUGCAUCUCCUCACGUUGAAGGGUCAGGUGCUGCUGCAACCAAAGGAAAAAGGAAACCGAGGCAGGAGGAAGAUGAAGACUAUCGAGAAUUUCCUCAGAAGAAGCAUAAACUUUAUGGGAGGAAGCAACGGCCUAAAACUCAGCCUGCUCCAAAAUCCCAGCCUCGUCGUAUUCGGAAGGAACCGCCAGUUUAUGCAGCAGGCAGUUUGGAAGAGCAGUGGUACUUGGAAAUUGUGGAUAAAGGCAGCGUCUCCUGUCCUACCUGCCAGGCAGUCGGCAGGAAGACCAUAGAGGGUUUAAAGAAACACAUGGAGAACUGUAAACAGGAAAUGUUUACUUGUCAUCAUUGUGGGAAACAACUGCGGUCACUGGCAGGGAUGAAGUAUCAUGUCAUGGCAAAUCAUAAUAGUUUGCCCAUUUUGAAGGCCAGUGAUGAAAUAGAUGAGCCGAGUGAAAGGGAACGGCUCCGAACAGUUCUUAAGAGACUGGGAAAGCUCAGAUGCAUGCGUGAGAGUUGUUCCAGUAGCUUUACCAGCAUCAUGGGAUAUCUGUACCAUGUUAGAAAAUGUGGCAAAGAGGCUGCAGAGCUGGAGAAGAUGACCCUCAAAUGUCACCACUGUGGAAAACCGUAUAGAUCAAAGGCUGGGCUUGCGUAUCACCUGAGGUCAGAGCAUGCGCCUAUCUCCUUCUUUCCAGAAUCAGGACAGGCAGAGUGCUUAAAGGAGAUGAGCCUGGAGCCAAAGAGUGGGGGCCGAGUCCAGAGGCGUUCUGCCAAAAUAGCUGUGUACCACCUGCAGGAGUUGGCCUCUGCUGAGCUGGCCAAGGAAUGGCCUAAGAGGAAGGUGCUUCAGGAUCUGGUACCUGAUGAUAGGAAGUUAAAAUACACCCGCCCUGGGCUACCUACCUUCAGCCAGGAGGUACUGCACAAGUGGAAGUCAGAUAUCAAGAAGUAUCAUCGCAUUCAGUGUCCUAACCAGGGUUGUGAGGCUGUCUACAGUAGUGUAUCUGGCCUUAAAGCUCACCUGGGCUCUUGUACAUUGGGAAACUUUGUGGCUGGAAAAUACAGGUGUCUUCUAUGUCAGAAGGAAUUUGUGUCAGAGAGUGGUGUCAAGUAUCACAUCAACUCUGUCCAUGCCGAGGUGAGGUCUCCGCUUUCUCACAGUGGUCUUGCGGUGCUGUGGGCCUGAUGUGUGAGCCACAUGAAGGUUAAGGGAAGAACUCUCAAAGUAGAGAGCAGAGGCCCUGCAGUUAAAAUUCUCUGUCGAAUUCGAUGUGUAAUUGUAUGAAGGGUGCUUCAAGAAGUUUGUGGGAAAUGAUUCAAAAGACAAAUUUAUUUUUGUGCAAAAAAGUGUUAAAAGCCAUGCAUAUGAGGGAUCUUCAGAAAGUUCAUGAAAAAUGCGUACUACAGCAGUGGAUGUUUGGCACAGGGGGUUUAGAUGCCAGUUGGGCUGCCUGUGUCCCAUAUUGAAGUGCCUGGGUUCGAGUCCCCACUGUGCUUCCAGCCCAGCUGCCCACUAAUAUGCAUUCUGGGAAGUAGAAGGUAAUGGCUCCUGGCUUCAGCCUGACCCAGCCUUUGCUAUUGCAGGUAUCCGGGGAGUGAAGUAGUAGACAGGGAUGGAAAAUCUCUCUGUUUUUCUGUCUCUUAUUCUGCCUUUCAAGUAAAAAAUAAAAAUAAAUUUUAAUAAGAAAAUUUAAGAAGGAAAUGAAUAUUAUGAAAGAACUGUGCAUGACUUGAAAAAUUUUUUUGCUAAAAGAAACUUGCCUUUCAUUCUGUUUUUCCACAAACCUUUUGUAAAAAUUAAUUUAUUUGAGAGGCAGGGGAUGGGGUGGAGUGCUUCCAUCUGUGGUUCGCUCCCCAAAUGCCCACAGUAUUCACAGUUGGAUGGGGCUGAAGCCAGGAGCCAGGUACUCAGUCCAGCUCUCCCACACAAGUGGCAGGAACCCGACUACUUGAGACUGCCGCCUUCCAGGCUCUCCAUUAGCAGGAAGCGGGAGCUGAGUUUCAGACUUGGGUACUUCAGUAUGACAUACCGGUUUCUUUCUUUUGUUUUAUUUUAUUUUAUUUUAUUUUAUUUUAUUGACAGAGUUAGACAGUGAGAGUGAGAGACAGAGAGAUAAAGGUCUUCCUUCCGUUGGUUUACCCCCCAAAUGGCUGCUACGGCCGGCAUGCUGUGCCAAUCCAAAGCCAGGAGCUAAGUGCCUCCCCACCCCGGUCUGCCAUGUGGGUGCAUGCGCCCAAGCACUUGGGCCAUCCUCCACUGCCCUCCUGGGCCACAGCAGAGAGCUGGACUGGAAGAGGAGCAACCGGGACUAGAACUUGGCGCCCAUAUGGGAUGCUGGCACCACAGGCGGAGGAUUAACCGAGUGAGCCACAGCGCUGGCCCCCCAUACUGGUUUCUUAACUGGUGUCCUAACUACUGGGCUAAGUGCUCACUCCUCCAUAAACUAUUUGAAGUCCCCUCGUAUUUGAAAUCACUGUGUUGUAAGCAUCUUUCGACUCUUAAUUCUCUGAAAUCUGCUUAAAUUAGAUAUUUGGGAACCAGGUUGAUUUCGUGUCUUAAAAAUUAUUUCACAGCAAUCUCUAUACUUCUGUACUUUCCAGUAUCUAAUAUUUUCCAGUAACUUUUUAAAGCAACCUUAAAUUUAUUUUUAAUGUAUUCAUUUAAAGGUGGAGAGAUAGUGAUCUGCCAUCUGUGGUUCAUUCCCCAGAUUUCCACAACAGCUGGAGCUGUGCCAGGCUGAAGCUGUGAGCUGGAAGCUCGGUUUAGGUCUCCCAUGUGGCUUGCAUGGACCCAGUACCUUGAGCCAUCAUCCCUGCUUCCCAGGGUGCACAUUAGCAGGAAGCUGGAAUCAAUCGGGAACAGAGCCAGGGCUCGGACCCAGGCACUCUGAUGUGGAAUGUGGGCUUUCCACAUGGUGUCUUAAGUGCUACGCCAAAUGCCUGCCCCCAGUAACCUUUUUUUGAUGCUGUUUGAAAUCCUGUUUAAAACAACUGCUUGGCUAGUGCUGUGGCACAGCAGGUGAACACCCUGGCCUGAAGCAUCGGCAUCCCAUAUGGGUGCUGGUUCGAGACCCGGCUGCUCUACUUCCUGUCCAGCUCUCUUCUAUGGCCCAGGAAAAGCAGUAGAAGAUGGCCUAAAUCCUUGGGCCCCUUCACCCCCAUGGGAGACCGGGAAGAAGCUCCUGGCUCCUGGCUUUGGAUCGGCACAGCUCCGGCCAUUGUGGCCAAUUGGGGAGUGAACCAUUGGAUGGAAGACAUCUUUGUAUCUUUCUCACUCUCCCUUUCUCUGUAGCUCUAAUUUUCCAAUAAAUAAAUAAUAAAUAAAUAAAAUAAAAAUUUGCAUAAAAUGCUUCCAAGUUCAGAAGGAUAAUAGUUUUCUUUUGUGGAAAGUCUCUCUUUUUUUUAAGAUUUUAUUUAUUAUUUGUUUGAGAAGUAGAGACAGAGAAGAGAGGGAGGGAAGGAGGUUGUCCAUCUGCUGGUUCACUCCUCAAAUGGCUGCAACAGUUAGAGCUGGGCUGAUCCAAAGCCAGAGCCAGGAGCCUCCUCUAAGCACUUGAACCACCUUCCACUGCCUUUCAGGCCACAAUCACAGAGCUGAAUUGUUAUAGGAGCAGCUGGGACACAAAGAGGCCCAGUGCACCACACCACAGUGCCAGCCCCUUGAGGAAGGUUUCUUAAUAACGCACAUGAACAGAGAAGUUGUUUAUUAAACAGUUCGAAACCCUAUUUCAAAAGCUGUGUGCUGGCCCUUGGAAUAUCUUCCUGCAGAAGCUGUUCCUACCUGGCGAGGAAGAUACAUAGGGAGCACCUUCUGCUGUUUUUUGCCCUCAGAUUUCACAGUUUUAACAGUGCGAACCUUAAUGAAUUUCAUCAAAUGUGGUUUUUGUUGAUUUCUUUAUUUAAGCUUUGGGAAUUCCUAUCUAAAAUCUGAGAUUUCUUCUGAAAGGCACUGGUGAAUUUUUAUAGUAAUAGUAUACCUGUUCACGGUCAGCAAGUAUUUGAAAGAUAACUGCCUCCUGACAGACUCAGUGGUUGAGUCCCAUUUGGGAUGCUUGCGUCCUGUGUCAGCACGCCUGGUUCGCGUCUCUGCUUCUCCUUCAGCUUCCUGCACCAAGGGAGGCAGCAGGUGAUGGCUUGGUAAACUUGGUUCCCUUCCAUCCCCGUGGGAGAUGGAGAUUGAGGUCUGGGCUCCAGACUUUGGCCUGGCCCAGCCCUGGCUGCUGUGCACAGUGAGGAGUAAACCAGCAGAUAGAAAUGCUUUCUCGUUCUGUUUCUUUGCCUUUCAAAUAAAAUGAAAAUAAAGAAAUACAUAUACAAAAUCUGCCCCUUAUGUAGUUAACUGGUUUCUCCAGCUUCUUCCUUUUAGGAAGCUGGACCCAACGGAGUUGAAACAAAACAAUUUCAUUAGUUUGGGAUUCGCUGCCAGGCAUUUAUUUGUUCAUUGAUUUACGCCUAUAUUUAUGAAUUUUGAUCAGUGUCUCUUUUUGUUUGUUUUUUACUGGAACAUUUCAGACACAUGGAAAUAGAAUAGUAAACCCAAUGCACUGUCACCCAGCUUCAGCAGCCAUCAGUUCACGGCCAGUUUGUUUUAUUUACAAUCUCUCUCACAUUUCUCCUCCAUGAAAACUGUUUUUUAAAGCAGAGUCCUCAUCAUUUCAGCUGUAAACACUUCUUUAAAUAUGUAUCUGUAGGACUUUAAAGUCAUGUAACUACAGUCAUUACAUCUAAAAAAUUAACAGUGACUCUUUAAUGUUAUUGUAUUUAUCCAGUCAUUCUGUAAAUUUUCCUGUCUCAUAAAUUUUUUAGAGUUGAUUUGUCCAAAUCAGCUUCUAAGAAAAGGCCAUUCUACAGCAUUUAUCUGUUUUUAUCUAGAAUAGCACUAGCCAGUGGAAAUGUAAUCUAAGCCAUGUAUAUACCUAAAAAUUUUCUACUAGCUGUGUUUAAAGAAAUACAGAGAGAGCCGGCGCUGCAGCUCACUAGGCUAAUCCUCUACCUUGCGGCGCCAGUACACCGGGUUCCAGUCUCGGUCGGGGUGCCAGAUUCUGUCCCAGUUGCCCCUCUUCCAGGCCAGCUCUCUGCUAUGGCCCGGGAGUGCAGUGGAGGAUGGCCCAAGUGCUUGGGCCUUGCACCCGCAUGGGAGACCAGGAGGAAGCACCUGGCUCCUGGCUUCAGAU
This is a messenger RNA of Oryctolagus cuniculus (rabbit), 5570 nucleotides long. The record is from RefSeq and is a predicted model, not a curated record. NCBI's taxonomy places the organism in Eukaryota, Metazoa, Chordata, Mammalia, Lagomorpha, Leporidae.